GUCAUUAGUGGUAUUCAUUUUGGUUGAAUUUUUCCAUAAACAAUGAAAUUAAUCGUGGCAAUUUUUCUCGCGCUCGUCUUCGAAAGGAUUCUAGCUAAUCCAGGAGAUCCUGAAAUCCUCAAAAAAAUUAUGACAGAAAAGAUAGCUUUGGAUAGUUCAGAAGAAAUUUUUCGAACUAAUCCAUUCCAAUUUUCAUUCGAUUUGAGAAUUCGAAAGAUUGAAAAGAAAAUGAGAAAAGAACACGCUUACUCUUGUCUCCUUGAAUAUCUGACCAAAAUAAGAGCCGCAAUGGUGAAUAUAAAUAAAAGAUUUUCAGAAAUCGGAACACAUGUAUUGCAUGAACUCUACACAAAUGAUACACAAUUGCCUAUACUUUUUGAAAACGAUGAAAUGAAGCAAAUAAUUCGAAGAAAUUGGAACUCCACGCCUGCAAGCGGCAACGAUUCCCUGCAAGAGAUAUACAUGUGUUUGGGUGAAAUGAACAAGAGAAUGGCUAGAACUAAAAAAUCUAUGGCCAAUUGUGAAAACUCAUAUCAUGAUUCAUUGUUUAAUGGAAAAUUUUCAAAACUAAAAGUAGAUAUUGAUUACGUUUUGGGAUGGAAUGGUACCUGUCUUGGAGGAUUACCAAAUUCGAUAAACAAAUCUAUACUGCUACCAGCUAAAAAUUUACCAAAAAUGACAGAUGGAUCUGUGCGCACUCUUUUGGAAUGCAUUCAAAACGUUUACACUACGUACAAGCAAAAGCAAAAGCCAAAUUACGAUACAAUUAAUGAUAAUUUUAUGGUGGUGGAACUUCUUUAGUUUGUAUUUUUUUUCUAAUUCUUCACUGAAAUUUAGCCAGAUGUUAUAAUGAGUUUUGCUGAGUGAAAUACUUCAAUAUUUUAAAGUGUUUUUUGUCUUCACUUUUUUCACUCUCAAAAUCUUGUUUUGUCAAAUCAACAAUGUCAUGUAUAUUCGUUUAAAUAAACCGAAAAAUGAGUUCAUAGUUUGAA
Messenger RNA from Contarinia nasturtii (swede midge), 992 nucleotides. RefSeq lists its product as uncharacterized. The transcript is spliced from 2 exons. The record is from RefSeq and is a predicted model, not a curated record. The coding region runs from base 43 to 801 and encodes 252 amino acids. Lineage: Eukaryota; Metazoa; Arthropoda; Insecta; Diptera; Cecidomyiidae.